Molecule: messenger RNA, 3251 nt
Organism: Folsomia candida
Lineage: Eukaryota; Metazoa; Arthropoda; Collembola; Entomobryomorpha; Isotomidae
Product: zinc finger protein 91
Exons: 7
Coding region: 1186-2805 (539 amino acids)
Biological process (GO): regulation of transcription by RNA polymerase II
Cellular component (GO): nucleus
Molecular function (GO): RNA polymerase II cis-regulatory region sequence-specific DNA binding; DNA-binding transcription activator activity, RNA polymerase II-specific
Source: RefSeq, a predicted model, not a curated record
AGGCUGAGAAAAAAACAUAGGCAAGAAAGAUUUGUAUAUGAUUGUAAUUAUUUGUAAUUGAAUUUGUAAUAGUUGGAAGAUUAGUUUUGUUGAGUUUAUUACUCAAAACCUAUUAAAACCCCUGGGUUAUUAUUACUUGAUUGAAAUCCUGGAUUUUUCCGAACCCUGAGACAAAGUUUCAUGAAAAUUUGCAUGCAAGCACCCGUCACAAAUUCAUGACGCGUAGAGCAGAAGAAUAAAAUGAGACACAAGUUGCCGGGGAGAAAGUGACAAUAAAAUAAAACACAUGUUAUUACAUAUUUUCCUUCACAGUUCACAGUUUUGAUUUUAUGUAAAAGUAUUAAUAAAAAGUGUUCAAUAUUAAAAAAAAAUAUAUUAGUAUUAAUUCCUCUCGAAGCAGAGGUAAUGUACUUAAUGCAGAAGUAAUUAGUGCUAAAAUAUAUAUAGGUAGAGUGGGCAGACUUCACUAUUUACGUAUGCAUGUAAUCGAAGAGAUUAAAUUACGGCAAAAAUAUUUGAGGCUUCCAUUCUUCUAAAAUUUGACCAAGACAAGAAUGAAAAAUGGACGAAAAAUUGUGUCGAGUCGAUCUCCUGCCUUUUCCAAAUUCCGGACGACGACCACACCCUCCCCGGAAUCUUAUCAAAUGCUCACUACUGCGAUAAGUGUCGUCAACUCGUUCGCGACGUGGAUUUCACGAUGCGCCUCUUCGCCCAACUUUUGCAGCGCUUGGAGGCCGUGCAAAAUCAAAUUUUGGAUAAGUUGUCCCACAAAAAAGAUGAAGAUAAGAUUACUCAAGAUUCUAAGAAUCUAAUGACAGAUUGUGAGGCAUAGUAACCAUGACAACAUGAAAAAGUGCAUGGUUACGGCGAAGCCUAAGAAUGCAAACAGACCCCCCCUCCCAAAGUUCCACUCAAGUUUGUGACAAAACGGCUAAUCCUAUCAAAAUGGUGUAAAAGACAAUCGUGCAGACCUUGCUGGGUAGAUGAUGCCCGUCAGUAUUUCGCCAAGGAAGUGCAACCAUAAACUUGGGAAUCGAGCAGCUCAAAAGGGUCUUGAAUUUGGAAAGAUUGACGACCAAACGUGACAAUAAACUAGAGUCGUCGCAUUAUUCCGAGAUCCAGAAACGUGGCACGCGUGGCGUUAAGAGAAAAAUUCAUUACGCGAACGACCAUGAAAGUGAAAUCAUGGUGAAAGUGGAAACCGAGUUUGCUGAGGGACCAGGCAAGUUUAACGAGCAAGAUCAAGUUUGGUUAAUGGACGAGGACGACCAUAAUUCAUCUCGGGACGAUUUGUCUGACCGUGAAAUUUCUCACCAUGAUUCCAAGGACCCCGUCCCCUUCCAUUGCGACAAAUGCCCCAAGAAAUUCGCCGUCUAUAAAACUUUCACCCGGCACAAAGCCCGUCUCUGCGGCACGCUCCCGUCCCCCCGCAGAAAGGUCGUGAAUUUGACGACUAAUAAACGUGACAAUAAAUUAGAGUCGCCAAGUCAUUUUGACGUCGAGAAACGUAAUUUUACACGUGGCGUCAGGAGAAAAAUCAAUUAUGCGGACGAGACUGAAGGGGAAAUCAAGGUAACCACGGAGACGGAUGACCACGUGGAGGAGCCAGACCAAGACUGGUUAAUGGACCAGGAUGACGAUAAUUCAUCUCGUGAUGACCGUGAUUCCAGUAACGAUGACGAACAAGAAGAGGGAGAAAGUGCAGGAAAAAUAAAACCUUCUCGAAUCACACGACGAGGACCACCACUUGCAAAAAUGGAUUUUAAAUGUCCCCAAUGCAGCGUUCGAUUCGCGUCACAGCUCGCGUUGGACUGCCAUCACCGUAAAAUUCAUGAAGGUGUUACCUCAAUUUUUAUCAAUUUAAACCAUGGCUCCGGAGGAGAGGAUCCCGUUCCCUUUCACUGUGACAAAUGCCCCAAGAAAUUCGCCGUUUACAAGACCUUCUCACGUCACAAAGCCCGACUCUGCGACACGCUCCCGUCCCCACGGUCAUCAUCAUCAUCUCAUCCCCCCGGAGGAGCUUCCUUCCUGUGCGAAUUCUGCUCAAAGAAAUAUACAUCUGCCACCUCCUUGGAAAACCAUGUGGCCUCCUCCCACUCACAAAAACAUUGCGAAUUAUGCCAUUUCGGCUUUUCUACCGUCCAAGAGCUUCAAAUUCAUGAACAACUCCACCUCAAUUCUGACCAACCCUUCAAAUGCGUCCUUUGUUCCGACGUAAUCCUCACAAAUUCGUCCAACCUGAAAAAACACGUGCUUUCUUCCCACACCGAUACCCAAAUUACCUGUCCCACGUGCGGAAUCAGGCUAAAUGCUCUUAAAGCGAUGAAGCGCCAUGAAAAAAUCCACCAACCCGGCUUCGUCGGAUAUCCUUGCAAAAUUUGUGGAUACACCUUCAAUAAUGCGGCAGCCUUGAAAUUCCACUCGUUCAAACACUCAGAAACGAAACAGUUCACGUGCGAAAUUUGUGGGAAGGGGUUCACUUAUCAGACCAGUUUGAAAAUCCAUUUAGCCAGUCACAGCGAGCAGGCGAGAUUUUCAUGCAAAAUUUGUGGAAAAGGAUUUUCCUACAAACCUUUUCUCAUGCGGCAUGAAGAAAUCCAUUCGGGCACAAUUAAUUACGAAUGUUCCACCUGUGGGAAAAAAUUCAAGACGAAGAACAGUUUAAAACAACAUGUCGCGACGCAUGGGCCCAAAAAUCGGGAUAAAAAACCAAGAAAUAAAAAAAUUCAGAGAAAUCAAGGUGAAGAUGACGAUCAAGAUGGAAAUGCCAUCGCGACAGAUAUGCGACAAAUAAUUUACAUGUAACCCGAGGCUGCGGUAGCGUGGGGACAUGUUACCCACAACAUUACUCCACGUCAUACAUACAUGGGGUCAAAUUUAUUGCGCCCAAGAAAAUAAUAUUUUGUUCCAAAGAAAAUUAAUUAUUUUGUUAUUUUGUUAUUGUUGUUUUGUUAAUAAUUAAUAAGUUUAUACAUAUAUGUAUAAACCCCUCCCGGUACGAGUCCUUACAUGAACAUUAAACUUUAUGCACUUCUGAAUAUGUAAUUUGUUUGUCUUCCAGUACGUUAAAAUUUUAAUCGUCUCAAAGAUAAAACAAGUAUAAAUAGGGUAGGAAAUUUCAAUUUAUAAACAUUUUUUAUGUGCAUAUUUUCGAAUUUCGUAAGUACAUGCAUAGUAUGCAUUGCAUAGGUAGGUAUUAAAUGUAUUGAUUACUUACAGUAAAUAUGUAUGUCCCAUACAUAAUCUCUCUA